UAAGAAGGCUCUCAUUGCAAGUGUGUGUUAUAAAAAGAAUGACUGUGAAUUUAUUGAUGUUGUUGGGCGGCAGGAGAGUAUGCCUUGUGUGUUGCGGGGAAGCACUGAUGCCCCAGCCAAACAAAUUAGUGCUCAGCCUCCACUUGAAAUUGCAUCAUCCCUUUCCGAGUUGCAAAAUCAAGAUAGUAGUGCAGUGCCUUGGGUGGAUGAUGAUGUAGAGUAUGUUGGUUUGAAUGAUGAUGAUCCUUUUAAAACUUUGCUUUCUGAUUCAUCUGAUUCUGAAUGUGAUGGUGAUUUGGAGUAUGUUGGCUUAGAGGAUGAUUUAGUUGUGAAUGGUUCACGAGGUUGUGAGACAAUUAUCCAUGUGACUGACUUAGAGAACCCGACAAAAGCAGUUGGCACUACUUUUGGGGAUGGUGAUACUUUUAAGAAGGCUAUUAGACAAUAUGCAAUAAAAGGUAAAUAUGAUAUUACAGCUGCCUAUUCUGAGUCGACAAGGUAUCGAGGCUAUUGCAAAGCUGCACGAUGCAAGUGGAAGAUACAUGCUUCCCGGGUGCAGGGUGGAAGUACAUGGAAGAUAAAGAAGAUACCAUUUGAGCACACUUGUCACAGCACCGGGAAAGUUGAGAAGAAUAGCACAGCAACCAAUCAUUGGGUCAGGGAUAGGGUUCUUAAUUGGCUUGCAAAGGACCCUACAAUUGGAGCUGCAGCAUUGAAGAAAAGAUUAGAAGAAGAUUAUCACUUGCAGCUUUCAUAUUAUGUAGUGUGGGAUGGUAGAAAUAUGGCUUUGGAAGAAAUGAAAGGCAAGUGGGAUGAUAGUUUUGAGCAUGCUUUCAGUUUCAAGGCUGAGGUGGAGAAGACCAAUCUAGGCAGUUUGGUGGACAUUGAAUAUGAGCAAGUUGGGUAGAAGAUGAGAUUUACAAGAAUGUUUGUUGGUUUGAAAUCUUGUGUGGAUGGUUUUCUGAAUGGUUGCAGACCUUUUCUUGGUGUGGAUUCUACUCAUUUGACUGGAAAAUGGAAAGGUCAACUUGCAUCUGCAACAACUGUUGAUGGGCACAAUUGGAUGUUUCCUGUGUGUUAUGGUGUCUUUGGAUCAGAGACAACUGAAAAUUGGUCUUGGUUUUUAGUAGACUUAAUCAAGCCAUUGGAUCACCUCCAGGCCUAGUGAUCUCAACAGAUGCAGGCAAAGGAAUUGAUUCAGUUGUUACUCAAGUCUUCAAAAAUGGGGUGGAACAUAGAGAGUGCAUGAGGCACUUAAUUGCAAAUUCCCAAAAGUGAUUUCGAGGUGAGGUCUUCGAGAAGCAUUUAUGGCCAGCAUGUAGAGCUUUUCAAAAACACAGGUUUGAAAAGCACUACAAUCUGAUAUAUGAAACCUGUCCCGAAGCUAUGAAGUGGAUACAUAAAAAUCAUAAGCACCUCUGGACAAGACAUUUGUUCUCUGAAGCAAGCAAAUGCGACUAUGGGACAAAUAAUAUAGCUGAAACAUUCAACAGCCGGAUUAGGCAAGAAAAAUCCUUGCCUGUAAUUGGUCUUAUGGAUAGGAUCAGACAGUUAUUGAUGCAUAAAUGUUCUUGAGAAGAAAAAUUGCUCGGAAGUUUCAAGAUAAGAUGCUGCCUAACAUCAUGAAGGAUCUCAACUCAAGGAGUAGGGGGCUGAAAUAUAUGUGGAGGUACUCACACAAGGAUGGUGAUCAACAUGAUGACAUGUUAGGUGAAGUUGAAGGUGUUACAAGGGAUCUAAUUCAUUAGAAGCAUACUAUUGAUCUUCAGGAGAGGAAGUGUACCUGCAGGCGUUGGCAAGUUUUUGGUCUGCCAUUUACACAUGCCUUGUGUAUUAUCACCUCAAUUCGAGGUUGUAAUAUCGAAGGCUAUGUUCAUGAGUACUACUCUGUUGCCAAGUUCAAGAAAGCCUAUGAGAAGUGUGUGAAGCCAAUGAUAGAUAGCAAACAAUGGCCUAAAGUUGACCCUGGUUUUAAGUUGUGGCCUCCAAUUCUAAAGAGGGCAGCAGGAAGACCAAGGGAGAGAAGGUACAAAUCAGCUGCAGAAGGAGGAUCUGGAACAAGAACCACACGAUGCACAAGAUGCAAACAGCUUGGACAUAUGGCAAAAACAUGCAAUGAAUACAUAUAUGAUUCUGAUGCCCCACCACCUGCUCCUCCAAAGCCAAAGAAAAAGCAAAGCAAGAAAAGUGUUAAUAUAGUACCAUCUAGUGUUGUUGCCCCGAUGCAAGAGCAACCAUCAUGCGUUGAUCCAUUUGCUACACCAACUAGACCCAUCACUUAUGCUUCUACACCAAGUCCUGUUACAAGAAGCAUGUCAAGGAGGUUGCUGGAACUAGAGCCAUCCACACCAACUAAGCGAGCGCUUCUGUUUCUACACCUAGCCCUAUGACAA
Molecule: messenger RNA, 2393 nt
Organism: Panicum virgatum (switchgrass)
Lineage: Eukaryota; Viridiplantae; Streptophyta; Magnoliopsida; Poales; Poaceae
Exons: 4
Coding region: 80-907 (275 amino acids)
Source: RefSeq, a predicted model, not a curated record